UACAAAGGAAAUACAAAGGAAAUUUAACAAUACACAAAUUUUGAUUUUUUUUUUGUUUGUUUAUUGAAGUUGGCUUCUCUCACACUGAGUUUCACCACCAUUUAAGCUGAACACAGGAAAUUAUAGGAUUUUUUUCUGCUUUUCCAAUUGAAAAGACAUUUUCCCUGGCACUUUUGAAGGUGGAGCAAUAUGUAAAGAGCAGAGAGGUGCUUUGUUUUUUUCUCCAGUAAAAGUAGAACCUGAAGAGGAAGCAAACUGAAGUGGCCUCAAAAUGCACUACAAUAACCUCUAGGGCAUUUUUAAUGAAAUAAUAUGAUCAAAUCCCUGAUUCUUUAUGGUUUUUUUGUGCAUUAACCUUGGACAUGGCUGUUGCUGUUGCAUUCAUUCAUAAAUUAUAAAGGAGAGGAAGUGAAGUUCUUUAACCUGUUAAAUAUUAUGGGCAAAAUAAUCAUUUCAGGUUGGACAGCUGGCUGGAAACACGUGCUGUCAUGCUCUGCAUGGUCAAGAAAAUAAAUUAAGUCUAGUCAGGCUACAAUUCAAGGGUAGAAAACUCAGACUGAGUUGUUAAAUACUGUCACCUCAUGUACCUCAUCUUUCCGUCCCCUUUUCUUGUUCACAGUCUGACAUUUGGUUCUGCACUGGAGCCAAAGUGAGGCUUUUCCAGCCAUAUAAAAAAGAUAACCCAAACUAGAACGGCUGCUCUUCGUGUUGUUCCCUAAAAUACUUCAGGAAUUUUGUUUGCAUGUAUUGGUUCCUCACCUUUUGGAAGAUCAGAGGGAAGACAGUUUGGCCAACAGGGUUUUCGUGUUGGGUGUGGGGAUGAAUUUGGUUUCAGAGUCCAAGGCAGGGAGCACAAAUUUUAAAUGAUUUUGAUGUAACUUCUCACAUUAUGGCAUUGAAAAGACAAACAUUAAAAACACAGCCACAAGCAGACAAGGCUGCUGUGUAGGAUGGAUUGGGAAACACAAGGAAAGGCUGUCUAAAGCUAAAAUUGUGUCUUCCAAUGUAAUAUUCCAGCCCUUUCCAAUGUUUAAGUGCUUAGAAUGAGGCUCCAUCUUUGCCCCCAUAAUCUGGGGAGUUUGCAGGGGUUUUGGAGGCCAGCAGAGAGAAAUUUGGGCUUCUCCGUUCCUGUCCACAAUAUUUGAGAGACUCCAAAGAACAUACCAUUGAUCAGUCCACAACUUUCCCCCUAAGAAAUUUUUCUCAAUGUUUGUAAUUUAAUGGGAUUUUCAUUUAGUUUCUCAUUUCUCUUCAUCCUACAGCUGUGCUGAGUCCAGAGCCUGCUUUUUACUUUGCCUUUCAGUCAUAAAAUCUUCCAUCAUCACAUGCCUUGGUACAACAUGCAAAUGCACUGGCCCCCAGAGCAUCCUCUCCAUUAAUAAAUAGGAUAUUUCCCUGCUGCCAUGGGCUGGAAGGUGGAAUGGAGUCAGGAUUCCUUCAAUAUGGGUUUCUCUUUAAAAAAGAAAUACAUUGUAAAGAAUUCCAUCAAACUGUUACAGCUUUCACUGCCCCUUGGCCAGAAUUUCAUAGGCUUUUUUAAUUUUAAUGUUACCUGUUCCUUUGGCAUUUUUAAGACAGAACGUUCUCUUCCCCUUUUUGAAAUGGAGAUGGCUGUAAAACAGUUUUCAUGUAAGACCCUUACCUGAGUUACAUAUCAAAGAUGUGCUUCCAUUCCUAUUGUCUUUAAUUUACAGCAGCAUAAAUUUAAAAAGGGUAUGUUUGGAAUGAGGUCAUCUUAAUUCCUUACAAGGCAAAACGUUCUUUUCCAAGAUGAAAACUGAACCAAGUUCUUGAAAUAUGAUGUAUAUUGCAAAUCCUGUUUAAUUCAAUAUAAUAUAUACAUUUCUUGGGGACUGUUCUUACACAGAUUUUUUUGUUUCUUGUUGUUUUAUAUCGUGGUUUAGACCAAGAUUUAGGAACGUGCUUAAACACUUUCAGUUGUCUGUGGGAAAAAUAGUCUUAAUUUAUGUUGACCUUUCUUUCCUUGGAGCAUUUAGCCUGCCUUCAAUAAAAUUUUGAUGACUGCUCUUUAGCAGACAGCUGUACCAUAUAAAGUAUUAUAAAUAUUCAGCUUUCCCCUUCCAGUGUUGCCAUUAACAGCUGGGCAUCCAGUUCAGCAGAGCAGAUUUUGCAGAGAGAGCUUGGCAUGUUCCUGAAUCAGGAGAAGGAAGAAGGGAAGCAAAUAGUUUCUUAUGGUUUGGGGACCUGUAAAGACAUAGAGCAUCUGUUCCCCUGUUAAGUCAUAGUCUGGCAGCACUGAAUCAUGUUAAGAGCUAAAAUGAUGGGAAAAACUACUUUUUUCUCCUUGGCUGUACCUGUAUUUUAAAUGGCUUUAUGCAUUAUUUCAACUAAUGGCAAAAUCCUUUCAACCCUUGCUCACAAGAGUUAAGAGAGCAUUAAAGUUGGACACUGUCAAAAAAGAUAAUCCAUCUGAUGCAACACCUCAGAAGGUCAGAAACAAAAAUCUGAAUUCUUACUCCCCAACAACAGGAACACGCCAGAUGAGUCCCUUUUCAUCCCCUGUGAGCCACAAGGAACAAAAUCCCAGAAACACCCCAGCAAAAGGAGGUGGGAGAGAGCAGAGCAAUUCCCACACUGGAUUAUCCAGGAGAGGGCAGCCUCCAACAGAGCAGGAUGGGUUCCUGAAACUGCAGUCCCAAGUGAGAAGUUCAUUGGCCAGAAUUCUGAAAAUAAGAGCAAAUCUCACGAGCCUCCAGGCUUUGGAGGGCAGCAGAGAGCUGGAAAAUAUCCUCGGUGUCUCAGACUCCUCUCGUGCCCUGAGUGCUGAAGUGCAGAAAACCCAAACACUGCUGAGUCAAGCAGAAGAGCUGCAGCUGUUGAAAGCAAACCAUAGAAAACUCCCUGCCCCAGGGUACAUCCAGACUGUUGGGAGCACCGAGUUCCUGAACUCACUCCUGGAACAAAGCAAGGAGCCCCUGGGCCUGCUCCCUGCCCUCCCCAGCACCCAGGCACUGGCCCAGAGACCAGGAAUGUGACCAGGAUACAGGCAUUAUGUGAAAAAUGCAUUCCACAUCACCCCAAACUUCUACAUCUGCUGGACUGGACUUAAAAGGAGCGAAGAACUGAGUGUAAACCAAUCUCCCCCCAGUCCCGGUGCGGGAGCGUCGCUGCCCAGGCAGGUGCAGUCACAUAACAUUCCUGGGGUCCAUUUAAACUGAACAAUGUGCACAACCACAUCAUCCCAAUGGAAAUAACCCACCAUGCUGGGAGCUGGGGCUGCUGCUGCCGCCUGGGAAAUCAACUGUAGGUUCUGCAGGUUCUUUUCUAACACGGGGUGGGCUCUAAAGCCAGAGGAAGCUUUGCAGUGCAAGGAAUUAUUCCAUGUUUCAGCUGUUGAGAAACACUUUUCCUGUUGGUGCUGCCACACUUGGGAAUGUUUGUCAUCCACAACCAGGUUUCCUCUAAACUCAACCCAAGCCAAGGCCUCAGCUUCAAACUCAGCAUUAACAUACAUGCUCUGGGAACAUUUGCUUUUUAGGUCAACAUUUUAGUUUAGUUUUGGUAUUUAAUGAUGUAAGAGCAGAGUUGUUUUAUAUAAACCAGCUGCUUCUCUUUUUUCCACCCCUCCAGCCUAGGGAAUCCCCAAUAUCCCAAAUCCUUUCAUUAGAUUGGAAGAGUACAGUACAAUGAUCUAUAACUUUCUUAAGUUCAACAUAAACACCCACUUGAAUGUCCUUUUUACUCCUGCAAAGUCCAGCUCCUCAAAUAAACUGAUUUUUAUGACUAAAACUCUGAGCACUAAAAUGAUGAACAUGUUCCACACGCUCAAGCUUUGGGAGUUUUUAGUUAAUAAAAAUGUUUUUGCACCUCACUACCUGUGCAGUCCAACUGGGAAAAACAUUAGUAACUGGUGGAAGGGAAUUGAGACAGUUUUUCUCCCUUCCACACCAGUCUCUGUCAGGCUCUCAGAGCUGUGGGUUGUUGUUCUGGGUGUAAGGGGCACCAGCCCGUUGCUCUGUAGCAGGAGGGGAGGACACUGAACCAGCGAGAGUUUAUGUAACCUGACUGUAACCUCUGGAGCUGGAAAUUAAAUAAUUAUUGAUCUGAGAAGAGCCUGGAACUGACUGUGCUGGUCUAAAUCAAGCUGUUAUGGGCAGUCUUGGGAGAACAUAAAACUUGUACAGGAAAUACCAGUGAAGGUGGUGAUGGGCAAUGAGUUACAGCAUAACUUACACCAUGGCAAUUACUAAAUCUGGUAUUUAGUCAUUUUUUAGGGAAAUAAAGCUGUACAUGAAGACUGUGCUGCACAUGCCCCGCUCACAUGCCUCAGCUAUUUAGGCAGUUACUGUGGCUCUGACCUCCUGCUGUACCAGCUCUUGCCUCUGAAACAGCUGGGGCUGUUAAGAACCAUUUCCAGUUCCACACAAGGUGGAUCGGGUGACUCUCACUUUAUCACCCCCCGAGGCCACCUCAAGGACAAAGAAAAGGGAUACACUCAAAACUAAUGUUUGGCUAUGGGGGGAAGGACAGGCCUGGGCUCCUGCUGGACACACAGACCAGGCUCAUUAAACCCUGAACUGCUUCUGCUUCCCUCCACCUUCAUUUUCCUUGUCACCUUAGAGACCUCCAAGGCUGACAAACUUCAGGCAGCCUUUCCCCAGCCCUGCUGGGGGGGAGCCUGGUGGGUUUGGGAUUUCACAGCCUCUGGAGACAAAGAUUCCUAUUUUUGUGUCCUGAUACGCAUCAAUGCCACCCAGCCUACACUUCCAAAAAGAAAGGCUGUGCUGUGAGUUGCAGUCACCCCCACAGAAAAUUCUGAAUACUUGUGAAAAUAUUGAAGUUUGUUGGUUUGUAAGAAUUUGCUGAACUGUGCUCACCUCCCAUAUCCUCAGAGUUACUACUCCAGAGCACCGUUUCCACUCUGUUGGAGCUGCCAGGAGCACAGUGUUGGCUCUGGGUACUUUUUCCACAACAAAUAAGGCUGGAAAAACUGCAUAAAUACACUCAGCUCGGAGCCACUCCAUUGACAGGGCUCAUAACUGACACAGUUGGAAGUUCCCAGAACAGCUGAUUCACACACUGACACUAAUGGCAGUGACAGGCUGGAAUGUGACAGCACAGCCAGGGCAGGGGGAAGCUUCUCAACAAGGAUGGGGGGGCUUAUUUUUAAUAUAUACACAUACAUAGAUACAGAAGAAAAACAUAGACUGAUUUCUAAUUAAACCAUACAACCCUAAA
Pseudopipra pipra is the source of this 5199-nucleotide messenger RNA. RefSeq names its product integrin subunit beta 3 binding protein (gene ITGB3BP). Gene Ontology annotation, cellular component: nucleoplasm. Gene Ontology annotation, biological process: CENP-A containing chromatin assembly; regulation of DNA-templated transcription. The record is from RefSeq and is a predicted model, not a curated record. Bases 2352 to 2996 code for a protein of 214 amino acids. Lineage: Eukaryota; Metazoa; Chordata; Aves; Passeriformes; Pipridae. The transcript is spliced from 9 exons.